UCCCAAUGACACUCAUCAGUUCAACAGGCGUCAUCAUUGUCGCCGCUGUGGCCGGCUAGUGUGCAGUGCCUGCUCCACUAAGAAAAUGGUGGUGGAAGGCUGCAGAGAGAGCCCUGCUCGUGCGUGUGAUCAGUGCUAUAGUUACUACAACAAAGAUGUGCCAGAGGAGAGUCCAGGACAACCGGAAGCACCAGACAGCUCCAAGAGUGAAAGUCCUCCAUACUCAGCCGUGGUGAGAGUCCCCAAAGCAGCUGAGGUGGAAUGGAUUUUGGAUCUGAAUGAGGAGGAAAACGAGCUGGUGCGGAGUGAAUUUUACUAUGAGCAGUCCCCCAGCGCCUCCCUGUGCAUUGCCAUCCUGAACCUGCACCGGGACAGCAUUGCCUGUGGCCACCAGCUGAUCGAGCACUGCUGCAGGCUGUCCCAGGGCCUCACCAAUCCCGAGGUGGAUGCAGGGCUGCUCACAGACAUCAUGAAGCAGCUGCUCUUCAGUGCUAAGAUGAUGUUCGUCAAAGCCGGCCGGAGCCAGGACCUCGCUCUUUGUGACAGCUACAUCAGCAAGGUGGAUGUGCUGAAUAUCUUAGUUGCUGCUUCUUAUCGCCACGUGCCACCUCUGGACCAGAUCCUGCAGCCGGCUGCAGUAACCAGGCUAAGGAACCAGCUUUUGGAAGCUGAGUACUACCAACUGGGUGUUGAGAUCUCCACAAAGACUGGCCUCGAUCCCACUGGAGCGUGGCACGCUUGGGGCAUGGCCUGCCUCAAGGCUGGGAACCUCACUGCUGCACGGGAGAAGUUUAGUCGCUGUCUGAAGCCUCCUUUUGACCUCAAUCAGCUGAGUCAUGGCUCAAGACUGGUACAGGAUGUGGUUGAAUACCUGGAGUCCACAGUGAGGCCACUCCUAUCCUUGCAAGAUGAUGAUUACUUUGCUACCUUGAAAGAACUGGAAGCUACCCUUCGAACCCAGAGCCUCUCCCUGGAGGUGAUUCCUGAAGGGAGGAUCAUGAACAACACCUCCUACCAAGAAUGCCUCUUCUACCUGCAUAACUAUAGCACCAACCUGGCCAUCAUCAGCUUCUACAUGAGGCACAGCUGCCUGCGAGAAGCCUUGCUCCACCUCCUCAACAAGGAGAGUCCUCCAGAAGUCUUCAUAGAAGGCAUUUUCCAGCCAAGCUAUAAAAGUGGGAAGCUACACACUUUGGAGAACUUGCUAGAGUCCAUUGAUCCAACCUUAGAGAGCUGGGGAAAGUAUUUGAUAGCUGCCUGCCAACAUUUACAGAAGAAGAACUACUACCACAUUCUAUACGAGCUGCAGCAGUUUAUGAAGGACCAAGUCCGGGCCGCCAUGACCUGUAUCCGGUUCUUCAGUCACAAAGCGAAGACUUACACGGAACUGGGAGAGAAGCUCUCAUGGCUGCUUAAGGCCAAGGACCACCUGAAGAUCUACCUCCAAGAUACCUCCCGCAGCAACCGAAGGAAGAAAACCACCUUCUUCCAAAAGAAGAUGACUGCAGCUGAUGUAUCAAGGCACAUGAAUACACUUCAGCUGCAGAUGGAAGUGACCAGGUUCUUACAUCGGUGUGAAAGUGCUGGGACCUCGCAGAUCACCACCUUGCCUCUGCCAACUCUCUUUGGAAAUAACCACAUGAAAAUGGAUGUUGCCUGCAAGGUCAUGCUAGGAGGGAAAAAUGUGGAAGAUGGUUUUGGAAUUGCAUUCCGUGUUCUGCAGGACUUCCAGCUGGACGCCGCCGCCACCUACUGCAGAGCUGCCCGGCAGUUGGUGGAGAGGGAGAAAUACAGCGAAAUACAGCAACUGCUCAAGUGUGUCAGUGAGUCAGGCAUGGCGGCCAAGAGUGAUGGGGACACCAUCCUCCUCAACUGCUUGGAAGCAUUCAAGAGAAUUCCACCCCAGGAGCUAGAGGGCCUGAUCCAGGCGAUACACAGUGAUGACAACAAGGUUCAGGCCUACCUGACAUGUUGCAAACUGCGUUCUGCCUACCUGAUUGCCGUGAAACAAGAGCACUCACGCGCCACAGUCCUCGUCCAGCAGGUGCAGCAGGCCGCCAAGAGCAGCGGGGACGCAGUAGUGCAAGACAUCUGCACACAGUGGCUUCUGACGAGCCACACCCGGGGUGCCCACGGCUCAGGCUCCAGGAAGUGACCAUGGGCAGCGGGGCCUGAAUACUGUGGAACAGGAGAGAUGGAGAUGAUCUCUACCUCUUUCCUCCUGUGCAGUGGGACUUCCCUGGCUCUGCCCCAGGUCGGAAAGAGCUGGAUUGGACCCUACUUGCCAUCUUGGGCAAGGAUAGGACCUUUCACGCCACGCAAGUGCCAUGUUUCUGUAAAAUUGUGGAAUCUGUAUGUUUGUCUGGAGAUGGCCAGUUCUUUCUACCUCAGAGUGAGUGAGUGUGCGUGCACUCUCCUGUGCACUCAUGUUUACGCCUAAGCAUUUCUGAACAAACAAAACAACCCCCCCACCCCCCACCAAAAAGAGGCACUUUUACUUUAGACUUCUGCCAGUCUGAAAACCUUCCCUGCGUUUUGGUUCUUAACCCGGGUCAUCCUAUUUGUAUGCAGUUCCCUCCGUGUGGAGAUGCUCAGUAGCUCCUCAUAACUAGAAGGGUUUUACAGAGAAUUCUAGAGCAGCACCAAAAGGAUUGCCUCUUAUUUCUUCCUUCCCCUCCCCAAAUUCAGAGAUGGCCUUGGGGCAAGUGCUAAUUGUGGAAUAAAACUGGUCCACGCAUGUCCUGUCACAAGCACAAGGAGUUACCAGGAAUCUUUGGAAGGUAGUGUGAACCGAAGGAUCCUCAGGUGCCAGCGUCUGAAAACUGUGGAUUCACACAGUGAGGGGGUCAGAGCCCCACACACCGGCAGGCAGGGCACCGUCACAUCCAUCCCACAGGGAGAGAAAAGUGAACCUCUCCAAACAAGAAUGCAGGAAGGUUGCCGACAAGCACAGAGCUGGCUUCUGCGAAUAUCCCUGCCACAAAGAGAGAACACGGCUCCCUAGUCGAGAGUGAAGAGAGAAAUGGUAGCCACGAUCCUAGGACUAAAAUGGCUAGACUGCCUGUUUGAAUUACAGUCCUAUUUGUGCCCCUUUAAAAUGGUUAGGAAACUGCUUCCUCUUCUCUCCUGCUUCUCCACAGUCUCAGCAGGACCACAAGAUGAAGACGCAGAGGCCCAGGGUCAUUGAGAGGGUGGUGCACUUCUUUGUCUUCACAGAGGGAGUCAUGGGUUGGGCCUGUGGAUAAGAGUCAGAACAAGGGGACAAUGAAUAGGUCCCCAUCCAGUUGGUGGAAAACCAGGUGAAGUACUCCUUUCAUACUCCCACACCAGAUGCGAUUUAGAAAGGGUCUGUCAUCCUUAAUGACUUGGAUUUGCAAAUGAGGGCCCUGAGGAAAGCUCUGCAACUCUGAGCCUCCCACCAGCCGGAGCUCAGUCUGAGGAUCUCACAUUUGUUGCUGAGACAAACAGGAACUGGAAGCCAAAGUCAGUAUCUCUGGUGCUUAGACCUAUGGAUUUCUCUCUGAACCAGGUGUUUUGAUAGUAAAAAAAUAACUAUUAUGGGCAUCUGUCAAAUUCAGAGCUUUGGUCCUAUAGAGAGGAGAAAGACUCUGCACAGAAAAUAUUAGAUCUCUUUUUGGGAGAAGUUUAACAAGUGAAGUGGUUUUUCCUUCUUUGAGUCAUAGAAUUGUCUGUCUUCCAGGAAAUGUCAUUCCCUGGCAUCUGCUUGCCCUUCAGAGUCUGCCUGUCCUCUUUGCACUGAACAUAAGCACUUUAUAUGAAUGGGUUGCAAAUCGUGCAGCUUUUAAUUUGGGAUGUUAAGACCAGAUUUUUCUGAUUUUUUUCCUCUAACUAGUUGAACUAUAAAAUAGGUAACCAUUGACUGGACUAAGAUGAGGCUAAAGGUCUUUGAGCAUCACGCUGUGGUCUCCAGGGAAAAAAAAGUACAUGUUGAAGGGUUGAAUGUUUUACUACAAGCAAGCCACAAUAAAGUGUCUAUCCUACCA
This is a messenger RNA of Leptonychotes weddellii (Weddell seal), 4004 nucleotides long. NCBI's taxonomy places the organism in Eukaryota, Metazoa, Chordata, Mammalia, Carnivora, Phocidae. The record is from RefSeq and is a predicted model, not a curated record.